Messenger RNA from Hibiscus syriacus, 424 nucleotides. Its product is annotated as DNA polymerase delta subunit 4-like. Gene Ontology annotation, biological process: DNA-templated DNA replication; DNA synthesis involved in DNA repair. Gene Ontology annotation, molecular function: DNA-directed DNA polymerase activity. Gene Ontology annotation, cellular component: delta DNA polymerase complex. Bases 16 to 387 code for a protein of 123 amino acids. The record is from RefSeq and is a predicted model, not a curated record. The transcript has 2 exons. Lineage: Eukaryota; Viridiplantae; Streptophyta; Magnoliopsida; Malvales; Malvaceae.
GAAGCAUCGACAAUAAUGGCAACAACAUCCAGAAACAUCAAAGUUUUCUACAAGCAAAAGAAGAACACCACCACUUCUACGGAGAAGAAGUCAACCAAAAACCCAUCUCACAAAGACGCCGCCGCUACUUUCGGUUCCGAUGUCACCCAAGCUACGGCCCUUGCUUCUCAUGGCGGUUCGCUCGACCUCAAAGAUGAUUUUGAUGAGGAAGAGAAAGUGUUGGCGCAAUUUGACAUGAAUAUGGCAUACGGGCCGUGCCUGGGGAUAUCGCGACUGGCUCGUUGGGAAAGAGCACAAAGAAUGGGGCUAAACCCUCCUGAAGAAAUUGAAAGCCUUUUGAAAGGUGGGAAAGUGAGGUUAGAAUGUUUAUUUGAGGGUCGUGUUUAAUUAAUUAAUAGCCAUGGGUAGUAGUACUAUGUUUAGG